Hippopotamus amphibius kiboko is the source of this 4010-nucleotide messenger RNA. It is a transcript of the gene ANKRD24, whose product is annotated as ankyrin repeat domain 24. Lineage: Eukaryota; Metazoa; Chordata; Mammalia; Artiodactyla; Hippopotamidae. The record is from RefSeq and is a predicted model, not a curated record. Gene Ontology annotation, molecular function: actin binding. The transcript is spliced from 22 exons.
GCUGGGGAUGUCGGGGGAGGCAGGAGAAGGGCUGUCCAGUGACCCAGGCUGGAAACUAGGGGACUAGCCACGUGAGAGUUCUCCAGUGACCUCUAAAGUGAGGGGCGCAAACGAUCGGCUCCCUCUUUCCCCUUUUUUACAAAUAAGGAAACUGAUGCUGCCCCCACCCCCGCCCCGACAGAGCCUGAGAGAAGGGACCCAGGACUCAGGCUUCCAAUCCAAGGUUCUUUCCCCUGCACAUUUCAGAAGUUUCUGAAUUUACAAAUGCAGGGUACCUGUGAAUGUGUGCGGGGUGGGGGGGCCGGGGGGGGCAGAAACGUGGCAAUUUGGGGCCUCACUAGGGAGGGUCACAGACGCCACUCUGAGUCAUCUGAAGAUUAUCCAGGUGGAUGGUUACCACUCAGCAGGACUGGUCCUGACUGCACCAAGAGGCUGGAGAAACUGCUCACGGUCAUUGCGGCGGGAGACCUUGAGGACUCAUUUAAGAACCGUAUUGAGCACCUACUGUGUGCUAGAGAACACAGGCAGCACCCUGUGACCGGGGAAUGGUGACUAAGUGUGACUGAGGUGUAAUGAGGGCACUGGGCAGUGAAGGGGCUCAGAAGAGGCGCCUGACCCAGCCUGGGGGCAACCAGGAAGGCUUCCUGGAGGAGGGGAUGUUGCAACAAAGAGCUGAACAAUGAGUACCAGUGAGAGCCCCUUGGCCAACAGACAGCCCCGCUGCCAGCCUGUCUCCUCCCUCUGCUCAUCCCCGGCCCCCUGGGGCUGCUGCCCGCUCAGAGCUGAUCAGGUGUCAGAGCUGAGAGCUGGGAGCUGCUGGUGCGAGCUGGUGGCCCAGCUGCAAGCAGGUAACCAGAGCCUGCAGUGGACACGGCGGCCUAGUGCUGGAGUCACUGGAGCUGCAGGAGGUGGCCUGGGAAGAGGAGAAACAUCAGACACAGGCCAUGAAGACCCUCCGGGCACGAUUUAAGAAGACAGAGCUGCGGCUCAGCCCCACUGACCUUGGCUCCUGCCCGCCCUGCGGCCCCUGCCCCAUCCCGAAGCCGGCAGCUAGAGGCAGGCGCCAGAGCCAGGACUGGGGCAAAAAUGACGAGCGGCUGCUGCAGGCCGUGGAGAACAACGAUGCCACGCGGGUGGCCUCCCUCAUCGCCCGCAAGGGACUGGUGCCCACGAAGCUGGACCCCGAGGGCAAGUCCGCAUUCCACCUGGCAGCCAUGAGGGGUGCAGCCAGCUGUCUAGAGGUGAUGCUGGCACACGGCGCCAACGUCAUGAGCACGGACGGGGCAGGUUACAAUGCCCUCCACCUGGCCGCCAAGUAUGGGCACCCACAGUGCUUGAAGCAGCUGCUGCAGGCAUCCUGCGUGGUGGAUACUGUGGACAGCAGUGGGUGGACCGCCCUGCAUCACGCAGCGGCUGGCGGCUGCAUCUCCUGCUCAGAAAUGCUCUGCUCCUUCAAGGCACAUCUGAAUCCUCGAGAUCGGCUGGGUACAACACCUCUGAUCAUAGCAGCUCAGAUGUGUCACACAGAUCUGUGCCGCCUCCUCCUGCAGCAUGGGGCUGCUGCAAAUGACCAGGACCUUCAGGGCAGGACGGCCCUGAUGCUGGCCUGUGAGGGAGGCAGCCCUGAAACAGUGGAGGUGCUGCUGCAGGGCGGGGCCCAGCCUAGCAUCACUGAUGCGCUGGGCCAGGACGCUGCUCACUACGGUGCCCUGGCAGGGGACAAACUCAUCCUGCACCUCCUGCAGGAGGCAGCCCAGCGCCCCUCACCACCUAGCGAGGAUGACCCAGGCGAGGCGUCAUCUCAGAACUCUGUGUCCAGCCAUGAAAAGCAAGGGGCCCCCAAGAAGCGGAAGGCACCUCAGCCCCCCGCCAAUAUCCCAAUGCCGGAUGAUCAAGAUGCCUAUGAGGAGAUCGUGCGGCUGCGACAGGAGAGGGGCCGCCUGCUGCAGAAGAUCCGGGGCCUGGAACAGCACCAGGAACGGAGGAAGCAGGAGCUGCCAGAGGCGGAGGCCAGCUCCCUCCACAGCCUGGAGAGACAGGUGCAAGAGCUACAGCAGCUGCUGGCGGAGAAGCAGGAGGAGAAGGAGAGUCUGGGACGGGAGGUGGAAAGUUUGCAGAGCAGGCUGUCUCUGCUGGAGAACGAGCGGGAGGGCAGCUGGUGGCCACCCUGGGAACUGGGGCGACGCCAUGAGAAGACCAGCGCCGAGGUCUUCCAGGUGCAGCGGGAGGCGUUAUUCAUGAAGAGUGAACGGCACGCAGCCGAGGCCCAGCUGGCCACGGCUGAGCAGCAGCUACGUGGGCUGCGUACUGAGGCCGAGCGGGCACGCCAGGCCCAGAGCCGCGCCCAGGAAGCCCUGGAGAGGGUCAAGGAGAAGGACAAGAAGAUCACUGAGCUCUCCAAGGAAGUGUUCAGUCUUAAGGAGGCGCUGAAGGACCAGCUGGGGGGCCCAGGCUCCUCGGAGGUGGAGGCCCUGCGCACCCAGGUGAAGGCUCUGCGGGAGCAGCUGGAGGAGGCUGCCAGGGACCACAGUGCAGUGGUGGCCUUGUACAGGAGUCACCUCCUCUACGCCAUUCAGGGUCAGAUGGAUGAAGAUGUGCAGCGGAUUCUGAGUCAGAUCCUGCAGAUGCAAAGACUCCAGGCCCAGGGCCGCUGAGAUCAGAGCACUGCCCUCCGCCUGCCAGGCCCCGCCUGGGGGGCUUCCGGACUCACGCACUGACCGUCCUCACUUGGAGACCAGUCUGGGCCCCUUCCUGACUGCCCCUCACUGCCUCCACCGCCCCCACUGGUCCCUGCACGCACUGGUCAGUCUAGAACCCCAGCCCUGACCGCACACCUCUCCCUGCGCUGGAGAACCUGCGAGUCCCCUCCUCCUUGUCUGGUCCGAUCAUCCCAGGCCACCCCAGGAGUAAAAGCUCACGGAGCAGAGGAUGAAAGCAUCGUGUGGCCUAAUUGCUGGGCUUCCACUGCAAAGAGGGGAGGGGGCGGCCCAGAGCAGGGACUGGGGAUUAGGGUGGGGAGCGCGAGGAAGGACUCCGUCCCAAAGAGGAACACUUUUUUUUUCUUUAAGCUUCAUUAUGUAUUUAUUUUUGGUUGCUGUUGGGCCUUCGUUCCUGAGUGCAGGCUUUCUCUAGUUGUGGUGAGAGGGGGCUCCUCUUUGUUGUGGUGCGCGGGCUUCUCAUUGCUGUGACUUCUCUUGUUGCAGAGCACGGGCUCUAGGCGCAGGGGCCUCAGUAGUUGUGGCUCACGGGCUUCCGCAGUUGUGGCGCGUGGGGUCUAGAGCUCAGGCUCAGUAGUUGUGGUACAAGGGCUUAGUCGCUCUGCCGUAUGUGGGAUCUUCCCAGACCAGGGAUUGAACACCUGUCCCCUGCAUUGGCAGAUGGAUUCUUAACCACUGCGCCACCAGCAAGAGGAACACCUUUUUUUUUUUUUUUUUUUUUUUGCCACACUGCUUGGCACGUGAGAUCUUAGUUCCCCGACCAGGGAUCAAACCCGCACCCCCUGCCUUGGAAGUGCUGAGUCUUAACCCCUGGACCACUGGGGAAGUCCCCAGUUACUGCGAUAUUUUGAAAAGUCAGAAUGGGUGCCCAGAAGUUCAAAACAAAAUAUGCAAAUGUUAAGUGAAGACAGAACCUGACACUGCUGUCCUCACCCUAAACCCCGCCCUGGUGGGAGCGUCCCACCCCAGCCUCCCUGCCCCUGGGCCACCCCCCCCUUGAAAUCCCCUGGGAGGUUCUUGGCUCUUUCCAGCUCUGGGAGGGAAGCGAUUCCGCGUCCAGCCUGUCCCCCGGGUUUCCUCAGUGUCCAGCCGUGGCUCCGCCUUCUCACAGGCAUCCUGGGCCCUUGGAGGAGAAUGUCCACGGGUGGGGACUGCCUCCCCAGAGCCGGGGUGUGUGUAUCUCUGUGGCCUGGAGCGUGGAGUGUGGCUGGGAGGUGGGGAGUCCGCACCUCCGUGUUCGAGGAGUGGCUGGCAUCUUCUGGGUUGCUGCCUGGGUCUCUCUGCCCCUCCCCU